Molecule: messenger RNA, 2025 nt
Organism: Nicotiana tabacum (common tobacco)
Lineage: Eukaryota; Viridiplantae; Streptophyta; Magnoliopsida; Solanales; Solanaceae
Product: putative WRKY transcription factor 3
Biological process (GO): regulation of DNA-templated transcription
Molecular function (GO): sequence-specific DNA binding; DNA-binding transcription factor activity
Source: RefSeq, a predicted model, not a curated record
AAUCCAAAAGCAUAACAGAAAAAAACAACUCCAAAUUAUAAUCUCUUUCUUCUUCACUGAAAAUAAAUAAUUGCUCUCAUCACACUUCUGUUUCAGCUGAUAGACUUUUUUAGGUAAAGACUGAAAAUGGGGGAAACAGGGGGAGCUUCAGCGAUGUCGUUUCCAGCUUUAACAAUCCCGCCUCGGCCCUCGUUCGAAUCCUUUUUAAGUAACUUGCCUUCUUUUAGCCCAGGACCAAUGUCCCUAGUUUCCAGUUUCUUCUCCGAUCAGAGCCCUGAUUCAUCCGAUUAUCCUUCUUUCUCCCAGCUUCUUGCCGGAGCUAUGGCUUCUCCACUUGCAAAGCAGGAUAAUUCUGGAGAAGGAAGUCAAAAGAACUCAGGGUAUAAGCAGAAUCGGCCCAUGGGCCUUGUGCUGGCCCAAUCUCCUUUGUUCAUGAUUCCGCCUGGUUUGAGUCCUUCUGGAUUGCUUAAUUCACCUGGGUUUCUUUCUCCACUACAGAGUCCUUUUGGAAUGUCACAUCAACAGGUUCUAGCACAUGUUACAGCACAGGCUGCAUUUUCUAAUUCUUACAUGCAAAUGCAAGCCGAAGAUCAAUGUUCGUCUCAGGCGGCUUCAGCAGAAGCAUUAGGACAUGAGUUGACGACUGAGCUAGAGGAAACUUCUUUGCAGCUAAAAGAACCUUCACAAACUAGAAUGGACAGCGAACCAUCGGACAAGCCGGGUAAGAAAUUUGAACUGCAAGAGUUUUCUCAAUCUGAGAACAAGCCGUCUUUUGUUGCUUUCGAAAAACCAGCUUGUGAUGGUUACAACUGGAGAAAAUAUGGCGAGAAGAAAGUAAAGGCUAGUGAAUGCCCUCGGAGCUACUAUAAGUGCACAAAUCUCAAAUGUCUAGUGAGGAAGAAAGUUGAGCGAUCUGUUGAUGGUCACAUAACUGAGAUCACAUAUAAUGGCCGGCACAACCAUGAACUUCCUCAACCAAACAAACAAAGGAAAGAUGGUUCCGCUUUGGAUGGUUCAGACUGCUCCGAAGUUCGACCUGACACCCGUACACAUGAUUGGCCAGUAAAGAAUAAUAGCUCAGAUGGGUCUUCCCAUACACGUUCUGACCAGGUUUCAAACCAAAUGGUAUCUGAACUUCUUGUGAAAAGCGAAUGUGAUGAAAUCAAAAACAUUUUAGUAGCAGUAGAUGAGGGGCAUGAUGAACCAAAUGCAAAGAGAAUGAAGACAGCAGUUGAGACACUAGCUUCAUCACAUGGCACAGUUGCCGAAUCCAAGAUUGUUCUGCAGACAAGAAGUGAAGUUGAUUUCUUAGAUGACGGGUACAAAUGGCGAAAGUAUGGGCAGAAGGUGGUAAAGGGGAAUCAGCACCCAAGGAGUUAUUAUCGGUGCACAUAUCCUGGAUGCAAUGUCCGCAAACAAGUAGAGAGGGCUUCAACUGAUCCAAAAUCUGUCAUAACAACCUAUGAAGGAAAACAUAAUCAUGACAUUCCCACUCUUAGGAAUAGAAACAGCCAAAGAUAGUACUCAGCAUUGCAAGGUAAAAGAUGGUUGGCUUCGAGGCCUUUAAUUCACAAAGAUAUUGAUUUUGAAACAACAAUGAGAUAUCCAUGUGUGAAAGGAUUGCAGCAUAAAUUGCAUUACCGAAAAAGGGUGAAAGGAUACUAAGAUUGCAGCAUAAGUAGAGCAUUACCAAAGGUAAAAGAGUGAAAGGAUACAGGAUUGAGCUGCUAACUUUUGUACCAAAUAGUCGGUCUUUUCUUUCGAAAAACCUCAUGCUUGGUACCCAUGAAUCUGUUGGUGGUUCUCAAUAAAUAUUUGUAAAUUCUAUGCUACUUUCUGAAGUUAUCUGAUAUAUUGUUAAAGUAAAGAAGGUUGUAAUAGCUUGUCCUUGCCAUUUAAGCUUCUUCUGGUCAGCUUCAAACUCUAGACCAGCAGAGUACAUAAAGCCUAUUCAAGCAAAGUUGUCAACUUUUGAUACCAUAUUUUUACCUUGUAAAUUCAAACUUAUAUUUCGUUUGCAUCUCU